Molecule: messenger RNA, 1101 nt
Organism: Exophiala aquamarina CBS 119918
Lineage: Eukaryota; Fungi; Ascomycota; Eurotiomycetes; Chaetothyriales; Herpotrichiellaceae
Exons: 4
Coding region: 1-1101 (366 amino acids)
Molecular function (GO): oxidoreductase activity; zinc ion binding
Source: RefSeq, a predicted model, not a curated record
AUGCCUCCUUCAACCAUGCGAGCUGUAGUGCUGAAAGGGAAUUUUGAAGUUGCUGUCGAAAAUCGCCCGUAUCCAAAGCUACAAAAACAAACCGACGCUGUGCUUAAAGUCACAUCUACCGCCCUUUGCGGCUCGGACUUGCACUUCUACCGAGGUCAUCUUAAAUGCCCUCCAGACUUCAUCUGUGGGCAUGAGUUUGUCGGCACUAUCGUCGAGAAAGGAGACCAAGUUAGUAACUUUGCCAUUGGCGACAAAGUAGUCGUUCCAUUCUACACGGCUUGCCAAGAAUGCUAUUACUGCGUUCGUGGUCAGGCAAGUAGAUGCUCGAAAGGAGAAUUGUUCGGAAACUCUGUGCCUGCGAAUACCGUGGAUGGGGGACAAGCGGAGUAUGUGCGAGUGCCUCUAGCAAACACUACCCUAGCCAAGGCGCCAGAAGGUAUCCCGGAAGAGAUGCUAGUACUGAUGGCGGAUAUCUUUCCUACUGGUUACUUUGCAGCCUCGCGAUUCCUCAAGAACCUCCCACAGCGGGACCGUGACGAGUUCACAACAGUGGUUAUUGGUUGCGGACCAGUUGGAAUCUGUGCGAUCACGUGCGCCUUGACCAUGGUGAAAACUGUUUACGCCAUUGACUCUGUCCCUGAACGGCUGGCUGAAGCCGCGAAAAUCGGUGCUAUACCUAUCAACCUGAACGACAAUCCGAUCGAGAAGAUUAAAGCAGCCAGCGGUGGCCGCGGCGCCGACGUCGUUCUCGAAGUCGUCGGCCAUGCCGAUGCGUUCAUGCUGGCGUUUGACAUGAUUCGUCCGUGGGGUCAGAUCAGCUCUAUCGGAGUGCACACUGAAAUGCUAAAUCUGAACGGCUUAUUGUGCUACGGCAAGAACGUCACCAUGGCAUUUGGACGCUGUCCAGUUCGUAGUAUCUUCGAUGAUGCUUUGAAAAUACUGGUCCAGGAGCAGAAGAAGGUGUCCUUCUUGUGCGGCAAGACCAUGAGCCUCGAAGAGGCGCCGCAAGCUUACAAGGACUUUGAAGCUAGGAAGGUCCUUAAAAUUGUCUUUAAAAUGCCAGGCGAGAAGACUGGAGAAGCUGUGGCAGACAAAGUGUAG